Penicillium lagena is the source of this 603-nucleotide messenger RNA. Its product is annotated as GNAT family N-acetyltransferase. The record is from RefSeq and is a predicted model, not a curated record. Lineage: Eukaryota; Fungi; Ascomycota; Eurotiomycetes; Eurotiales; Aspergillaceae. The transcript has a single exon. Gene Ontology annotation, molecular function: acyltransferase activity, transferring groups other than amino-acyl groups. The coding region runs from base 1 to 603 and encodes 200 amino acids.
AUGGCUGCCUCCGUACCCGAAAGUGCAAUCUACAACCCCUUCCGCUCCAAGCGCCUCCUCUUCCGCGCACUAGAAGAGAACGAAAAAGACGACGCCUUCUUCAAUAAGCUAUGCCUGGAACCACAAGUGAUGUUCAUGGCCUCGCCAGUGCCGAGCACACCCAUGAACGCAGCGGCAAUAAAAGAGCUACGAAAGGAAUUCGAAAAAGAUUCCUUGCUCAUAGUCUUGAUCUGCAAACAGCCCGAAUCGGCAGACGCGGAAGCCGAGCCCAUUGGGUUGACGGCUCUCAGGAAGAACAAAAUGGAGCAUCAUCGGAGCGCGGAGCUUGGGAUUAUGAUCAUGCCGGAGCACCAGGGGAAGGGGUAUGGGCCUGAGGCUAUUUCAUGGGUUCUUGAUUGGGGGUUCAUCUCGCAGGGGUUGCAUCGCAUUGAACUUGGGGCGUACGAAUUAAACGAACGAGCGCAGAAGGCGUAUGUGGGGAUGGGGUGGGUUGUUGAGGGGAGGAGAAGGGAGGCGUUAUUCAAAGCUGGGCGCUUUUGGGAUAUCAUUAUUAUGGGAAUUUUGGCGGCUGAGUGGAAGGACAAGAAGAGGGCUGAGACCUAG